AAUUUAAAGUUUUUCGUGGGAAAAAAUAUUGCAGACUUUGCGAAAUUUUUAUCUUUUAUUUUGUGGAAAUUUUCUCAAAGAAGGACGCUAAGAAAGUAUCAAGAAAUUCCAGCCAAGGAGACACUUUGGAAGAGAGAAAAAUGUCCAAUAGAGGUGGUGGAAGGAGACUUCCGGCGCAUGUUACGGAAUGCCUGAGAAUUGCCAUUGAAGUUGAGCUGAAUAACUUCCUGCACAGCAAUGAGAUGGAAAUGUCCUUUCCCAGUACACUGACGAAUCACGAUCGGAGGUUUAUUCACGAAUUUGUCCGUACAAAGGGACUAACGUCGAAAUCUCAUGGAAAAACCACGAGAGUCCUGACAGUGUACAAGCCAACGAGGAAUGUUACUAGGAAGCAAAAAUGUACGUUUGACAUUACAAAAACCUCCCGGCAGGCAAUUUACAAUCUUCUCGGAGCUCUCCCAGUGUCCCCAGAGGAGGAGGCUGAAGUGAAGACGCGCAAAACGGGCAGGACAAUCAAUAGGAAUCUCUUUAAUGUGGGUACCUUGACGAAUGGGCUUGUUGUUGUGCCCCCACCUGGACGGGGGAAUGCUGUGAAGCAGAUGCGAAGGAAUUUGCCAAUUUUCCACCAUCGCACUGAGAUCCUGACCAAAAUCACGGAGAAUCAAGUCGUGGUGAUUGUCAGUGAAACAGGUUCAGGGAAGACCACGCAGGUUCCGCAGUAUUUGCUUGAGGAUGCCACAAAGAUGAAUCAACCGUGUCGCAUUAUCUGCACGCAACCACGGAGAUUGGCUGCCCUGUCAGUGGCUGAUCGUGUGGCGUACGAACGUGGGGAGCCCCUGGGGAAUACAGUGGGCUACCAGAUACGCCUUGAGAGUCAAACGAGCCCCACAUCGAAUCUCAUUUACUGCACAAAUGGCAUCCUCGUGCGCUGCCUCAUGGGUGGCUACUACACGCGUGUCUUUGAGAACAUCACGCACGUAAUUGUGGACGAAGUGCACGAACGUGAUAUGCACUCAGACUUCCUCCUGAUCUCCCUCAAGGAGGCCAUCGCGGUGAAUCCGCAUCUCAAAGUCAUCCUCAUGUCUGCCACAAUUGAUUCUCAACUCUUUUCCCAAUACUUUGACAAUUGUGCUGUGAUUAAUGUCCCCGGGAGGCUGUAUGAGGUCACCAACUACCACCUGGAGCACGUCCUGCACAUGACGGAGUACUGCAAGAAGGAAGUUGAGCGUAGGAUGCAAAAUGGGCGGGAAGAUAUGCGCAAGGAGCGAGCAAAAGUCAGCGCAAUCAAUGGGCAAGGGGACGAGCAGGAGGCACUCGAUGAGGAGACUGUGAAGCUCAUCAAUGAGAGCUUGGAGCUGUGCUGGACACAAUGCGAUGACGAUAGUUUCCAGCAGUUUCUCUACCUGGUCGAAGGGGAGAAUGUUCCGGUGGAUUUCCGGCACACAGAGACCGACAUGACAGCCCUUAUGAUUGCUGCUGGACGCGGGAUGGAGGAAUUUGUGGAGAUUCUCCUUCAAAUGGGUGCUAAUCCCAAUGUGACGUCCUCACACGGCAUGAAAGCUAUUGAUUGGGCAUGGAGACUCAAUCAUGCCACGUGCGUCACUCUCCUGGAGGCUGCAGCCAAAAAUGCCGCUCAUCCGGAAGCCAAAGUGUCAGAUGAGUACACAGAGAUGCUCCUGGAUACGUACCACGCAAUGGCUCCGGAAGAUGACAUCGAUCAGAAGCUCCUAAAUGCCCUCAUUGUGCACAUCCAUAAGCAACAGCCACCAGGAAGUAUCCUUGUCUUCCUUCCAGGCUAUGAAUCCAUCCUCCGGCAGAAUGAGAUGAUUCUCGAUGCUGCCCAAUACAAUGCCGCAAUGUCCAACAUACGUAUCUACAUGCUUCACAGCAAUAUGAAGAUAAAUGACCAGAAGACUGUCUUUGAGCCAACUCCCCAAGGAUGCCGGAAGGUCAUCCUGUCCACAAAUAUCGCCGAAACAUCCAUCACCAUCGACGACGUGGUCUACGUGAUUGAUUGUGGGAAAGUCAAGCAAACCAUCUUUGAUGCCAUUUGCGGCACAACAGCUCUGGAGACAACGUGGGUCUCUCAGGCGUGCGCUAAGCAACGUGCCGGCCGUGCAGGACGUGUCACGCAGGGAAUUUGCUACAAACUCUACUCGCAAGCACGCUACGCAAUAAUGGAUAAAUUCACAGUUCCGGAACUUCUGCGUGUGCCACUCACGGAGAUUUGUUUGAGUGCCAAACUCAUUGCCCCACAGUGCCCCAUUGCAGACUUCCUCAUGAAGGCCCUUCAGCCACCAGCAGCGGUGAGUGUGAGGCGCAGCGUUGAUCUUCUCAAGACAAUGGGAGCUCUCGAUGAAAUGGAAAAUAUCACAGAUCUCGGAAUUCAUCUUGCUGAUCUUCCCAUUGAUGCUCAUCUUGGAAAAAUGGUCAUUUAUAGUAUUCUGCUGAAAUGCGUUGAUCCCGUCCUUACUGUAGUUAGUGCCCUGUCCGUGCGUGACCCAUUCGUCCUGCCCACGGCGGCACGUGAUCGUUCCCGAGUGUUUGCGAUCAAGGAGAAAUUCGCGGAGAAAUCCUUGAGUGAUCACAUGAUACUCAUUCGAGCCUUCCAAGAGUGGCUCACGCACUCUGCUCGGGGGCCCAUGAAGCGCUUCUGCGAAGAGAACUUCCUCAGUACGGGCUCCAUGAUGACCAUCUGUGGGAUGCGGUCGCAAAUUUUGGGGCAUUUGCGUGCCAAUGGGCUGAUCAAGUCCAAGGGAAAGGGGAAUAUUCAUGAUUUGAAUCAGAACUCCCGGCAUUGGGCUGUGGUGAAGGCAUGCCUCGUGGCGGGAUUGUAUCCGAACAUCUGCACGCGUGACCCAGCAACGAAUGUCCUGCGCACGGAGGGAGUUGAGCGUGUUCUGCCGCAUCCACAUGGGAUCUUGGGGGCAAAACAUCCGGCUGAGUGUAAGGCGAAGAUUGGGGCAUUGCCAACGGAUUGGGUGGUGUUUGAGGAGAAAGUUCGUGUGGGGCGGAGUGCCUACAUUAAUUGCAAUUCUGUCAUCACCCCCAUCACUGUGGCUCUCUUUGCGGGAGACAUUCACAUAAGUGAGGAAGAGAAUUUGCAUCCGGUGGAGCGUGUAGAGUCAGAUUCCGACCGAGAUUCACCCACCACAAUGGGCGGAGGAGGAGGAGCCGCAGCCAAUGAGGUUAUGUUUCAUGUAAAUCGUGAAAUUGCAUUCACACUGCCCGAGGAGACGGCCUACUUGGUGUUUCAUUUGCGCCAAAAACUCAACUAUCUCCUACUAAUGCUCAUCCAGAAUCCCGAUACGUUCCAUUUGACAACAAAUGGACCCCAUGGGAUAGUUCUGGAGGCAAUUGUAGCUGUACUGAUGGCCGAAGAGAAGCACUAUCGCUUCCCAAUUCCAGAGGGAAUCGGACAGAGACCUCAGGGAGUUCCAUUGGAGUUCUCAUCAAAUGUCAACUAUGGCAUUCCGGAGGUGGUGGAUCGUCAAUCAAGCAAGCCAAUUGAGUGGAAUCUCAGUGAUGCCAUGCGUGGGAUGACGAUCACAUCAUCCAAGCAAGGUGGGAAGCAGCAGCAGCGUGAAGAGGCAGCUUCAAAGAAGAAACGUAAUGUGCAGAAGAAGAGCACAAAGGAAGUUCCAAAGCAGCAGCAGAAUAAGCCAAAAGGAACGAGAUAUUUCCUCAUUAAAGCAGUCUCAACGGAACAGGUGAAGCACGCAAUAAGUGGCAAUGAAUGGUGCUUCAAUCACACCGUCUACAACUAUCUUCAGCAAUGCCUUGAGAAAAAUCCCAAUGUUGACAUUAUGCUGAUCUUCCACGUAAGUGCUGCGCAGAAAUUCUUCUGUAUGGGACAACUUGUGCAGAAGAAGAAUCACUAUCGCAUUGUCAGCAUUCACGACGGGUCAAUGAGCUUCAAGGAUGUCCGGGAGAUUGUUAAGCAGCUCAAACAGACGUGCUUCAUGUGGAACGACGGGGAGGAGCUCUCACGUGAAAUGGGGGAAGUCUUCCGGAAGGGUCUUGCAGGCAAUCUGCAGUAAAUCUCUCAUUUUUUAAUGAAAAAAUACUCCUUAAUUACUUUUAAUUUGUUAAAAAUUCUUUUCUUUAUAUAACUUUUCAAGUUCCUGAAUUUACUGCCGAAAGUUUUAUUAGUUAAAGUACAAGCUAAGGAGAAACCUUUGAAUUAAAUCUCCUUAAUUUUUAAUUAAUUGAAUUAAUUUCUUAAUUUUUAAACGAACUUUGAUUAAUUUUAGGGAGAACAGUUCCGUAGGAUUUAAGGAUAGAUUUUAAUGUAGAUUUAUCAAAUAAAGUGAUCAAAGGGAUUGUUCUUCAUCUUAAA
Messenger RNA from Lutzomyia longipalpis, 4339 nucleotides. Its product is annotated as 3'-5' RNA helicase YTHDC2-like. Lineage: Eukaryota; Metazoa; Arthropoda; Insecta; Diptera; Psychodidae. The record is from RefSeq and is a predicted model, not a curated record. The transcript has 5 exons. The coding region runs from base 141 to 4040 and encodes 1299 amino acids. Gene Ontology annotation, cellular component: intracellular anatomical structure. Gene Ontology annotation, molecular function: RNA binding; ATP binding; protein binding.